CCCCCAAAAAGACCAUGCCUAAUGCGCGCCCCCAUCCGCCCCCGCCGUCUCGUCCGCCACCUCCUCACGCUCCUCAGGCACAACCGCCGCCCGCCCCGAUUGCCCGCAGCGACGCAGCCCUUGCGAUUCGCUCGCUCUCCGCCCUGCGCCUCCCAACCAUGACGGAGAACCAACCCCCUGGCCCGUUUCAGGUUUCUUCUUUUUGUUCGCGGCCCUCGACUGCUGCUGGCCAAUCCGAGCCCCGCUGGCGCCCGGUGGCCGCUGCGUUGGCGUUUGUUUGCCAGCACCACUGAUGAUCGUCCGAGUCUCCCGCCCGUCUGCGAGGAACAGGCAAGCGCCCCUGUCGAGCGCAACGGCAAGGCUGCUGGCAGGAAAGUCUCCGAGAAACGCCCAGAUUUGGCCCCCUCGACUGCGACGUACAUAUACGAUGGCACGUACGUACUUCGUAUACCGUACAUACAUGCGAUGCUGCGGCGGCGGAAAACAGCACUUGAUCAAGGCGCCCGCCCCGUCUGUCAGUCCAUUUCAUGGGUCGCAGUCGGGCGCCACGCCUGACGCUCGUCCCUCGUCCAACCCGUGAGCUUCCCGAUGAUGCGCUGCUCGCUCGAGCACAGGCCACGCAACACGACAGACAGGAUGUGGUGGGUGGGUGGCACAACCGCAUGUGAACCCAAAGCCAAAGCAUCCUUGGCAUCCACGUCCAGUUUGCCGGGCCCGUUGGCGCGCGCAAAGGCGAAACGAGCGGACCCGCCUUUGUAUUGCUCGCCCACGACGCCCCUGGAAUUAUAGCGCAGGGCCCGCCAGAUCCAACCAAGCUCCCGUCGGGAAGCGCAACCGGGGUCCUGGGCCGCCAGCGAUCAUCUCUCGAGUGGCCAUGGCGGCCCUUGAUGAGGCUCGCUCUGCCCCUGUGUCACUGCCGGCAAGACAGGCCAGGCCAGGCCGUAUGAUCAACAGCGAGUCCGGCCGGCUGCCAUAAUUGGCAGGCUCCCGGAGAACAACCAACCCCUGGCUUAUGCUUGGCUGUUCCUGGAGCUUGGGCCGAAUCGAGAGACCCUGGCUCUGAUGCAUCCACCUGCCUCCUAUUCUGCCUGCAGCUCACCACACCAUGACACCGUACAUAAGCUCCACCACUCUAUGUGCUCGGCGCCCCCCAAGCAGUUCAGUCUUUCCCCUCCUCUUCAAUCUUCAGCUUUCUCCUUCGUCCCGAUAUAGCCUGGACUGUUUCGUUCUUUCGUCCCUUGUUUGAAAAACCCCCCAUUGUUUCCUUCCCUCGCAGCGGAGGCGCGGCUGGUUCUCGUAUUCACGGCACUGCCUGUUCAUUCACCUUCGUCUCGCCCACGGCCCGCCCCACGGUUCCUUCUCGACUCGUUCACUUGUUGUCGGGGCUCUUUGUACAGUACCGCUUGGUUUCUACCCUUUUAUCUUUCCAUUCAUCUCACUGCAUCACAUGCCGUGAUACGAAAUCCUAUGGGUGUCUAUUGAUCCCAAGCUCUACAUCACGCCGAUCAAGACAUCACCCCAUCGCAGCUCUUUUAGGUUGUUGUAUUGCGGCGCUUAGGCUUGGCAUUGUUUUGCCUCAUAACCUUACCUUUUGUUCUCCUUGUCUUCGGUAUUGUCUACGGCGCUGCGAUUGUCACCGCCAUCGACAACGUACGCCUCGACCGUUACUACCACAACAGCUGCCGGGCAGCACCUUCAACCCUCAACACCAUUUACGCCGAAUACCACCUCCAGUCGCCAGCAUGAUGAAGUUUGUCAAGAGCGGCGCCCCGAUCGUCGCGGCUCUGAGCGGCAUCAUUUCCCCAAAGGACCUCAAUGUCGACAGUCCAACUUCUAUUCGCAACGUUGCAGCAACCGUAGCCCACGAUGCCAUGAGCUAUUACAAGGGCAACGUCACCACUGAUCCCAACUCCGUGGAUAUCGGAGACGUCCCUGACCCGUACUACUGGUGGGUGGCCGGCGCCCUCUGGGGCGCAAUGCUGGACUAUUAUCACUACACCGAGGAUCCCAGCUACAACGACGUCGUGCUGCAAGCCCUGUUGCAUCCCACCAAUCUGGCGCCGACUUUCAACUAUGUUCCCAAGGAACAUGCCAAAGAGGAGGGCAAUGACGAUCUCUUCUUCUGGGGCUCUGCAGUCAUGUCUGCUGCGGAGCGCAACUUCCCGCAACCCGACGCCAAGGCCCCUGCCUGGAUCGACAUUGCUGCCAACGUGUUCAAUUCACUCGUCAGCCGCUGGGAUGCCGGCAACUGCAAUGGCGGGCUGCUGUGGCAGAUCUACGCCGACAACCCCAACGGCAUGACGUACAAGAACUCAAUCAGCAAUGGUGGCCUGUUCCAGCUGGCUGCGCGACUGGCGAGGGCGACAGGCAACCAGACGUAUCUCGACUGGGCGGAAAAGGCUUGGGAUUGGUCUGCCCAAGUAGGCAUCAUCGACCCGACCAGCUACCACAUCUACGACGGCGUCGACAUCAAGACCUCGUGCAAGCAAGUCAACAAGGCCUCCUUCACCUACACGAGCGGCGUCUUCAUCUACGGCGCUGCUGUCAUGGCCAACCAUACGGGCAAGAGUGAGUGGGUAGACCGCACUAGCAAGCUCAUCGACGGCGCCAGUUGGUUCUUCCAGGACAGCGGCAAGUCCAAGAAUGUCAUGUACGAAGCAGCCUGUGAGCCCAACGACAAGUGCAACUACGACAUGAUCACAUUCAAGGGCUACCUGUCGCGGUUCAUGUGGCAGACAUCGGUCAUGCUGCCUUCGCUGCGCAAGAAGAUUGAGGACUACAUGCUGCCGUCCGUCAAGGCCGCUGCCUCCGUCUGCACAGGAGGCAAGACCGGACGCGAGUGUGGGAUGAAGUGGUACACGGGCUCGUUUGACAACAAGGCGGGUCUGGGCCCGCAAAUGUGCGCGCUCGAGGCCAUCCAGGGCUUGCUCAUCCACCAAGCCGAAGCGCCCCUCCAGGGUGACGCCAUCAAGCACGUCCGCGAAGCCAAGUGGAAGCCCAUCGACACCUACAAGACUGAUGUGGCGGAGACGAGCAAGCGCGACGCACCUGAUGCGCCGCGGACGUCGCGCCGCGAUGUCUCCUCACCAACCAAGAAGUCUGACGCCGCCGGCCGGUUCCCCCCGGGCGGCUCGGCCUUGGCGCUGGUCGUACUCGGUCUGGCCACGACGGCUAUGACUUGGGCCAUGGCAUGAUCAUUUCCCCGGCCUGACUCGGAUAUGAGGUGGGAAGGCGUCGUCAAUUUUCAUUGAGUAUAUAAUCCUGUAAAUAUCUCACUAGAAAGCACAGUACAGACGCGCACGAGAAAGGCUUGCGAGAAAAGGGCGUUGGGGAUGGGAAUGGGAAAUUGACAUUGAAGCAAAGACUGGGAACAUGCAUUAGCACAUUCAUCAAGAUGUAAACUGUUCAUAUCUAAUCAUCUAUGGCAUAACCAAAGGCCCCUUUGUGAGCCCCUCGUGCCGGUCAUUGCAAGUCAAUGGGCGGAGACGACCCUCGACCGUAC
Messenger RNA from Purpureocillium takamizusanense, 3502 nucleotides. Its product is annotated as Mannan endo-1,6-alpha-mannosidase. Lineage: Eukaryota; Fungi; Ascomycota; Sordariomycetes; Hypocreales; Ophiocordycipitaceae. Gene Ontology annotation, molecular function: mannan endo-1,6-alpha-mannosidase activity. The record is from RefSeq and is a predicted model, not a curated record. Gene Ontology annotation, biological process: fungal-type cell wall biogenesis; carbohydrate catabolic process. The coding region runs from base 1743 to 3194 and encodes 483 amino acids. The transcript is spliced from 3 exons.